CAAGAUAUGAAUAAUUUUAAAGCUAAGUCUCAUUAUGAUAGUCCAUGCGACUCUGAUAAUGAUUGGACCGAAUCAUCGGGAGAUUCCAAAUAUUCUGAUUCAGAAAGUUCAGUUCCGGAAUGGGACUCAGAUAUCGGGGAAGAUGGUGAGCUCAUGUACAUUAAACUAAAAAAGGAUGAUGCAAAUCCUUCCGAAUCCACUGCUCCUUUACUCGAGAACUGUGAAGCUUUCAAACUUAGAAACAAUUUCAAAAGAUCUUCUGCACGGCAUUCCACUAAAGGUAGCAUAUUCAAAGUAUUGAGGUCUCGAAAGCCUAAACAUGCAGAAAACACCCAACUUAGAAAGAAAAAUGAGAGUGGCCAAUCAGAUCAGAUCCUAUUGGCAGGAGGCAAUAACCAACUGGUUGUUAUACAAGUGAGUAAAAACAUGAUUUUCAGCAGUGAAAAGAACUGCCAGUUAGAGAAACUGUUUGGUAUCAGUGUAGAAACAUACUCUGAUGGUAAAACACUGGUAAUAUCAGACUUCUUGCCGGAAGCACAACACAUUUAUAACAGCAAAGUCAAGAAAGGAUACCACUUGUACAAAAUAAAUGGCAUUGAAGUCAACACCUGCAAUAUCAACAUGGUCUUACAAAGAGUAACAGAGGACCCUGACAACAUUAAAUUAACAUUCAGAGUGAAGAAUGAAGAAAUAUAUUUUCAUACAGAAAAGCUUUUAACUAUGAAAGAUGGACCAGAUAACACUGUAUCGCAAUUCAUAAAGGAAUCUAAAUGCUCUGUGAUAUAUAUUUCUAACAACAAUGCUGAGUUGGAUACCAAUGAUGAUAAAGGUGUCUUGUAUUGCUACCCCCGGCCUUUUAGCCACAACUUUCUGUAUAACACUAGAGGGGCGUAUAUGACGUUAAAUCAUUUAGCACCGAAAUCUCUUGGCACUAGUGAUCCAAUUACAACAACAGUCAUUAACAAUAACAUCUUGAUUAAUAUAGCAUAUACUGUAAACUCAAAUGAUUUGCUUCUGGUUGCUUUCCCAAAUAGCAAAGUGGAGUUGUUCACAACAAAAAAAGUUAUAGUGCAUAUUGUAAAACUAUUGGAGUUUCUCUAUGGAUCACUGAAAACUUGCUUUACAAAGUCGAACAAUAUUGAUAAACUGGACUGUUUGUUUUCAAGAAUUUUUAUUACUUUGUUGAUGGAUAAACAAAAUCAUACUAGUAAUAUACAUAACAAAAGAAAUGAGAAGGAUAGGAUAAAGUUUGAGGAUUUAGUGGCUUCACACUCGGUUCCCCUUCCGAUGGAUGUGAAAAUACAAAUCGAUGAAGCCAUCGCUGAGCUAGAAGCUGCCGACUAUAGAGAAUGGACAGACGAUAUAGACACCUACCAACGCCUCUACACCAUAGUAGGGGCCAGUCUAUACUACUCAGGCCACCUUCUAUCCUCCCACCUACAAGACGAUGACCAGAAGGAAAUACACGCAUUACUGUGGCUGAAUGGAAUCCUCAAACUGAGUGAAGAGAAAGAUAUCGAACAGUUCAUUAUGUGGAAAGAAGUGUUUAUCAGUGAACAUCGCAAGCAGGUGGCUGGGGAUAUUAAAGAGUAUAGGAUUCCCGAUGGACGAUGGUUUCUAUUAGUCGUGGGAAAAGGACACUUUAUUCUGGCAACACUCAUGGAGGCUGGAGGGUGCACGGAAGAUGCAGUCGGCACCACCCCUCCAUCCCCCUUCUACGUGGAAGAGUGCGAGAGUUGCGUACAGACACUAUACGACGUGGAACUGGACAAGUACCUGGCUCGGUGGCUCGCGCACAACUCGCGGCCGCAGAUUCAGACAUCGCCGGAGACACUCACCAGACAGGGGAAGAAGAUUAGGGACCAUUUGUCAAAAUCGACAGACACGCUGAAACUUUCAACGCUAAAACUGGCGAAAUCGCAACUUGAUCUCAAGAAACGGCACAACUCAUCAGAACAGAUCCACCUCGGCUCCAGUACCAGUGAAACGUCUAUAAACACCAGCUACGUCGGCAGCCAUCACAAUAUUCACAGUCUGCACAGCCAGUGGUACAAUCCGCCGCAGAAAUCUUACCGGCAUUCCAGUAACUUGGACGUCAGUUAUUCGGAAGAUUCUAAUAGCUGUAAAAGUAACAGUGAAAUAAGCGACGAGCGAGUGCAGGGUCGUCGCGCGGAUAGAGAACAGCGGAGUCGCCGGGAUUCCUCCGGCUCUGACUCAGAUUGGGACAGACAGGAAGGAAGUAGAGCCAGUGGAAGUAUAGACAUGUCGGACGUGAGGAAGUCGUUGCUACACGAGAUAAAUCAUGUCACUACGCACAGAAUAACAGCAGGCGAAGAAAACGUUUUAUUCCAUUUUGUUCAGUUAGAAUCAGAGAGGGGCGUUUUACUAGCUCCCUUGAAGACCAUAGAAUCUCAGUGCAACAACGCCUUAUAUGCACAUAUCAUGAAGACAUUUAGAUCCGCCAGCAAGAAAAUACAUGAACUAUUACAACAUAGUAUAAGAUUCAAAAAAGACACCCCAUCAAACCACCUCAACAAAAUACUGGUGGCAGUAAAAGAAUAUGGUAUGCUGUUCCAAGCACCCCAAGAUGUGUUGAAUCAAUGCGGCCUCAGCAAGAAGAAUACUGAGCCUUUCCUGUUUUGGGUCGUUGGAUGUAUAUUCAGUGAACCGGAGCCUAGGGAGCUCUAUCUGUGCUAUCACGAGUCGGUGCCUCAAGAUCUCACUGAAGUGGCCUAUUUAUUGUCCUAUUUGGAGUAGCUUUUAUAAGCGCAAAGAGUAUUGAUGAUGUUAUUGAAGAAGUAUUUUUUUUAUAUCGAAUACAUUAUUAGUGUUACUAUUAUAAUUGUGAUAGGUAUGUGUA
Messenger RNA from Plutella xylostella (diamondback moth), 2860 nucleotides. It is a transcript of the gene in, whose product is annotated as inturned planar cell polarity protein. The record is from RefSeq and is a predicted model, not a curated record. Gene Ontology annotation, biological process: vesicle-mediated transport; establishment of planar polarity; nervous system development. Gene Ontology annotation, cellular component: cilium; cytoplasm. NCBI's taxonomy places the organism in Eukaryota, Metazoa, Arthropoda, Insecta, Lepidoptera, Plutellidae.